ACAGCUGACAGCUGUUGGUAGAAGGGCGCAAAAAUCGUUGAAAUCAAAACAAAAAGUUUGUGUGAGCCCCUUUUUUGUCACCAACGACGCGAUGAAUAUUCCCAGCUAUAGACCGAAUUAUUACAGCUUGGACGAUAUAACAGUCACCCAGGAGCGGAUACCAUGCCGGACUACGCAGGAUCUUUACAUGAUGGGAUUUUUGGAUGCCUCGGAAAAGUCGCCCAACCUAAGCAAUAACCAUACGCUAGAGCUUCCACUUUGGGCCGUGCUACAGCAAGAUGAGAGAAAUCCACACUUUGAAGCACAGAUCCCGGACAUUUAUAGCGCGGCGUACAAGGAAAUCUACAAAGCCGAUGCCAAUUACGUAGAGCUAGGUGCGCUGUGUAAAUUUUACUACGAGCUAGGCAUGUACCUAACACGCUACGAUGGAACCAACAGUGUGGCGGAGAUGUUGCACGUCACGGCUCAGGAGCGAAUGAAAGGACUGAAGGACCUGUGUCAGAACGUUGGCAACGAAAGUCUGAAUGUGAGCAGUAAGUUCGAAUUUAGCGAGCGAUUGCUGUACAACGAAGGUUGCAAAACGAACAAAAUGUUCGACGAUUGGCUCCAGGAACGGCAGGUUCACAUCAAAUCGACCGAGAUUGCCGUCAACUUACGCAAACGCAAGCGAAGCCCGGACGGGGAAACACAGGAAGAACAAUAAAUCGAUCGAGAAGCACACUUUACUGCAGCAAAUUUGAAAAA
Molecule: messenger RNA, 744 nt
Organism: Anopheles stephensi (Asian malaria mosquito)
Lineage: Eukaryota; Metazoa; Arthropoda; Insecta; Diptera; Culicidae
Gene: Psf3
Product: DNA replication complex GINS protein PSF3
Exons: 3
Coding region: 92-703 (203 amino acids)
Biological process (GO): mitotic DNA replication initiation
Cellular component (GO): GINS complex
Source: RefSeq, a predicted model, not a curated record